Messenger RNA from Solanum pennellii, 2360 nucleotides. RefSeq lists its product as uncharacterized. The coding region runs from base 180 to 2360 and encodes 726 amino acids. Lineage: Eukaryota; Viridiplantae; Streptophyta; Magnoliopsida; Solanales; Solanaceae. The record is from RefSeq and is a predicted model, not a curated record. The transcript has 8 exons.
CGCACGCCUCUCAAAACCUUUCAACAUUUUCACACGCUUUCACCAUCUUAGCACGCCUAAUUCCUCUCUCAAAAUUCCAUCUCUCUUAACACUAUUCUUCAAGAAUUCUCAAAUAGUUCCAUUCAAAUCUUAAUUUUUAGCACUCAAAUCUUUAAAUCUUGCAAUAAACAAACCGUACAAUGUCUAAAAGAAGCAACGAAACCCCAAGAAAAAGUAGAAGAUUGAAUGAAGAAGCAAGUUCAGACGAUUUUCAUGCUCCAUCUUUCAAAAUUUUAUCACAAACACAAAAUCCAAAGGAAAAUGAGAAGAAGAGAAAAGGGAAAGAAAAGAAAAGAGAAGAUGAAUCCGAGAAAACGACUAAAGAAAGAGGAAAGAAAAGGAAAGGAAAAGAAAUCAAGGAAUCAACUGAGUCUGAAUCUGAUUUUGUGGAAGAGUUGAUAAAAUCAAAAUCCAAAAAACCAAGAGCAGAAGAAGAAGAAACUGAUAAACCCAAAAAAAGUUCAAAGGAGAAGAAGACACAAACACAUCUGUCUUCAUGUAUUAACAUGAAUGUGUUUGCGGAUUUAUUGACCUUUUUAGGUCAAGAUAAGUUUCAACAAUUCAUAGAUGAAACACCUUUUGGAUUUUUUUAUAAUUUGCAUCACAUUAAAAUCCAAUGUCAAUUGUUGAGGCACUUAUUUAUAAUGGGGAAUGAAAAUGUUAGGGAUGACAUGUUUGUCAUUAAAGUAAAUGGUAAGGAGUUACAUUUUGGUCUAAAAGAGUUUGUUGCUAUAACUGGUUUGAAAUGUGGACCUGUUUCUGAUUUUGUUUCAGAUCCACAUGUUCAAAAUAGACUCAUUGCUGAAAAUUUUGGAGAUUUUAAUAAAGUAUCCAAGUCUGAUUUUUAUUACAAGUUUAAAUUGCAUAAUUUUUGGGAAGAAGAUGAUAAACUAAAAAUCGGGAUCCUGUACUUUAUUUCUUCAUUUCUCACUGCAUCAGACCCUUCAAAGACAACAAUUCCAAAAUUGUAUUUUGAUUUGGUAGAGUCUGGACAGUAUGCCACUUUCCCUUGGGCAAAUGAGUGUUUUAAUUUAACACUCAAAGCUUGCAAUAAAAAAUUCAAAAAAAAUCCAUCGUCAUUCAAAUUCAGCCAGUUCCACAUAGCACUGCAGAUAUGGUUUUAUGAGUGUUGUCAUCCAUUUGACAACACCAUUGCUAUACGUGUUUCAAAUCGCACACCGAGAAUACUGAACUGGAAGACACCGAAUGACGUCAUUUUUUUUGACGAUUUGAAGAAAACAAUUUUCAGAACUCAUGGGAAUCAGCAUAAAUUCAAAAAUAUUGUCUUAUCGGAAGAAGAGUUAAAUCUAAUGGACGAAACCAUUAUAAAUCAGUCCAGCAGCCACCAGGAUUCAGAAAAUCCAAGAUCAUCGGAAAAUCAUGUUGUUCACAGUGAACAUAAAGUUCAAGAAUUGAGAGCCGAUAUUGCAGAGGUUAAGACAGAGUUGAAAGAACUCAAAAUCACUGUUCACAAGCACAUGGCUGAUAUCAAGAUAUAUGUUGAUAACUCCACCAAAAUGAUAAUUGAUGAGAUUCGAUUGUCAAGAGGAGAACAAAUACCCGAAGAACAACCAGAGGAAAACGUCAACCAGCAUGCUGCACAAUAUGAUCCAAUAGACAUGCCUACAGAGAAAAUUCCACAACAAGUCCAAAGUUCAAACACAGGUGCUCAAAAAUCAACGGAUGAUUGUUUAAAUGUUGAUGCAUCUACAGCGUCAAAAUCAAAACCACCAACAUUGGACGAUUAUCCAGAUUUUACCAUGACACAAAUAAUUGCCCUGGAUCCUAUUCUUAAUGCCACCACGACUCCAAAUCUGCGAACAAGAAACAAGAAUGUGGAUAAAUACGACUCUUCUCCUUAUAUCAGAAUGUCGGAAGGAGAAAGCAGUUCAAAUAGAGUACCUACAUUCUUUCAAAUCAAACAUCCAUUUCAAAAUCACAAUGGAUUUGAUGUACCAGACGAAAUGAUUGAGGAGUUCAAUAAAUGGAUUUUCAAAGAUGUGUCGAGCAGACGUGGCAGCAGCCAGGCAAGGACGACCGCAGCAGCGACCAGUGCCUCCCAUCAGCAACCAAGCAGCCGCCGGCUGAUAGCAGCAACACGCAACCGGCAACACAGGCAUCAACUUCAACCAACAGCAGAAGCGAUGGAGGUUGCUCUGACCGGCUUUCUCCGUUCAGCCAUCGGCGAAACAACAAGCAACAGCUUCAACAGCAACCUCGGCGAAGCAAAUGAAGAAAGAAGAUUUCCAGGCAAGAUAAAGUACUUGACAGAUCUUUUCAGAUCGUCCCGGUUUGUUUUCUCGUUCAAAUUACCAUUUUAA